Alternaria triticimaculans is the source of this 1092-nucleotide messenger RNA. RefSeq lists its product as uncharacterized. NCBI's taxonomy places the organism in Eukaryota, Fungi, Ascomycota, Dothideomycetes, Pleosporales, Pleosporaceae. The coding region runs from base 1 to 1092 and encodes 363 amino acids. The transcript is spliced from 2 exons. The record is from RefSeq and is a predicted model, not a curated record.
AUGCCACCGAAGCCAAAAACCCCAAAGGCCCCGAGCCGUCCCGCCACCGCCCCCAAGAAGAAAGCCGACACGCCAAAGGAUCCAACUUCUAGUAAGCCGGCCAAGAAGCUCAAGAUUGCUCGGAACCGCAAAAACGACGGCAAUGACGAUAUUCUCGCUCCCGGGACGGAUCCGAAAAGCUUCAUACAAUUACACAAAGGCGAAGGCCAGGUCGGCUCCUACGCCAUGUUCGGCCGCCGGAACGAGUUCCGCAAGUUCAUCCUGUCCAGCCUAAGGGACGUACUAGAGUACAUCCGUGACCAGGAGAAGGAAAUGAAGCUCGAGGAAAGCCCCAUCGACGUAUACCCAAAGCAGAGCGACAAUAUCCACGCGGUUCAACGAACCGCCCUCGCAUGCGCACAGCUUUCCAGACAGGUUGAGAGGGCUUCCGGGCAAUGGCCAUUCGACCAAGAGCAGGAGAAGAAGGCUGUCAGCGCGUUCAAGGCCCUGACAGGAAAGCAAGUACCCGAGUUUGAUCGGUCGACCGUAAGGGUGAAGAGCUUCGGCCCGCACACCAAGUACGGCGAGAGUGACUUAGAGCCAUACAGUCGCGCGUUCAACGUCAUCAUGUAUCUUUCGUGGUCAUUGAGCCCCAAAGUAUGGAGCACAAGGUUCGAAAAUGCCAAGUGGGACGAGGAGGUCCGGUUUAGUACAGCUCACGUCCCGCAUUGGAUGCGGGAGCGAGACGGCACAAAGAAGCCCGCCAAAGCCCCAGACCAAGCAACAAAUACAUCCGAGCCGCCCAAACCGAACCCGGAAGUGCUUGUAUCUUGGAAGAUGACUUCCCUUUUUCCUAAACAACGAGAGCUCACGGAAUGGUUAACAGAAAUCGGGCUGGUCGACAACAUCCCAAGUGAACUCCCGAUAACAAUCAGGCCGACAGCAACCCGCGCAGAAGUCCGCGACAUCAUCCGAGCCAAGUUCCAAUUGGAUCAGAACCAGGCCCAGAUCGCAACACUGCAGGUGAAGAGCUCGUUGUCGAACAUCAUGAAGAAGUAUCGUCUGCGCUGCCACGGGCAGGGGAAGUCGAGACGAAGGAGGACGUCGCCAUGA